AUGCGAUUCACUUCCACCGCCGCUGUCAUCUCCGCCGUCGUCGCUGGUGCUACGCUCGCUUCGGCCGCUAGCAUCCCGCCUCAGCACCUCGAGUCCCGCGACGUCGCACCCUCGGAACUCACCGACCUCACCACGCGCGACGUCUCCGAUGUCAACCGUCCCCGCUCUGAAGAGUUUUCAGGGAUGGAGGCGCGUGAGGUCUUGGAGGAGUUGAUCGCCCGCGCUGACUCCUCAUCUGCGUUGGAGGAGUUCUUCACCCGCGACUUGUUGGAAGAGUUGGUUACUCGCUCUGAGGUGUUGGAGGAGCUGUACACCCGCGAACCCAACAAGGUGAAGAACUUUUUCAAGAAGGUUGGGAAGGGUAUUGGUGGUGUUUUCAAGGGACUUCUCGGAUUCCGUUCGUUGCCUGAAGAUGAGCUUAUGACGAGGGAGGUUAUGGAGGAGUUGUUCGAGCGGGAGUUUGAUCCCGAGCUCUUUGAGCGCGAGCUUGAUGCAGAACUUUUCGAGAGGGAACCCGAUGCAGAGCUUUUCGAGCGCGAACCCGAUGCAGAACUCUUCGAGCGAGACUUCGACGCAGAACUCUACGAACGUGGCCUUUGGGACGAGGAUGUGGAAGUUCGAGAAUUCAUCAUGGAUGACUUGGAUUAA
Molecule: messenger RNA, 648 nt
Organism: Coprinopsis cinerea okayama7#130
Lineage: Eukaryota; Fungi; Basidiomycota; Agaricomycetes; Agaricales; Psathyrellaceae
Exons: 3
Coding region: 1-648 (215 amino acids)
Source: RefSeq, a predicted model, not a curated record